This is a messenger RNA of Dovyalis caffra, 1236 nucleotides long. The record is from the annotation of a GenBank genome assembly. Lineage: Eukaryota; Viridiplantae; Streptophyta; Magnoliopsida; Malpighiales; Salicaceae.
AUGCUUGAGCUAAUAGGUUUCGGCAUUCUGUUGUUUUCAAUAUUCUUGAUCUUAACAAACAGACCAAACCAUUUUCCUCCAGGUCCGCGGGCUUUACCUGUAAUUGGUCACCUCCAUCUUCUUGAACCCCUAAUUCAUCAUUCUUUUCGUGAUAUCUCUUCUCGCUAUGGUCCUAUAAUUUUUCUCCGGCUUGGUUCUGUGCCGUGUGUUGUGGCCUCCACACCCGAACUUGCUAAAGAACUCCUCAAGACAAAUGAUCUUACCUUCUCUUCCCGUCAAAUGGAUUCUCGAGCCAUUACUCACCUUACCUAUAACUCUUCUUUUGCCUUUGCACCCUAUGGACCGUUUUGGAAGUUCCUCAAGAAGUUGAGCACGUUUGAGCUCUUAAGCAGCCGGGCCCUUAGCCAAUUUCAUCCUAUACGAAAAAAUGAAUUGCAACAUUUACUUCAACAUCUACUUAACAAGUCUAAACUUGGGGAGAGUGUUAAUGUCACUCAAGAGUUGCUAAACUUAUCAAACAACAUAAUUUCACGAAUGAUGUUGGGUAUCAGGUGUUCAGGGAACGACAGCCAGGCUGAUGAUGCUAAAACUUUGGCACGUGAGGUGACACAGAUUUUCGGAGAGUUCAAUGUCUCAGAUUUAGUAUGGUUUUGCAGGAACUUGGACUUUCAGGGCUUUAGAAAGAAAUAUGAGGAUGUACACAGAAGAUUUGAUGCUUUGCUGGAGAAUAUCAUCACAAACCGCGAGCUUGCGAGAAAGAAAAGCGGAGGAGAACUUCAGGCCGAAGAUCUUUUGGACAUGAUGCUUGAUACUUUGGAAGAUCAAAAUUCAGGGGUGGAAUUUACUAGAGAUACCAUUAAAGCCUUGGUUUUGUACUGGGAAAACCCAUUGGAAUUUCAACCUGAACGAUUUCUAAAAUCCAAUGGGGAUACCGUCAAUGACACCGCCGCAGUGGACAUCAGAGGGCAGCACUGUCAGUUGUUGCCGUUUGGUACUGGCAGAAGAAGCUGCCCUGGCCUUGCCUUGGCCAUGCAGGAGCUGUCGACAACACUUCCGGCUAUGAUUCAAUGUUUUGAAUGGAAUUUGGUUGGCCCACAUGGUGAGAAGAUCAACGGCGAUGGUGCCGUUGAUAUGACCGAAAGGCCUGGAUUAACUGUUCCAAGGGCUCAUGAUCUUGUUUGCGCUCCGGUGCCACGACAACUUGACAUCAUUCAACACUUCCUGAUUGGGGUAUGA